Molecule: messenger RNA, 554 nt
Organism: Paramuricea clavata
Lineage: Eukaryota; Metazoa; Cnidaria; Anthozoa; Malacalcyonacea; Plexauridae
Source: the annotation of a GenBank genome assembly
AUUUAUUCAAGCAAGAUCUACUUCCACUUUGCUCUCAGUCAAGGAGAGGGGAAAAUGAUGUUUGGGCAAUAACAGCUGCUUGGGAAACUAAAGAUUCUGUUCAUCAUAAAGCGACAGCAUCCCCAUUACCUGUCGGAAACGUGUGGUCAGAAAUGGAAGGGAUUUUCCCCCCACAAAACUAUAAAAUGAGUUGCAUUGAUUCUGAUGAUGCCACGUUGCUCAUAGAAGUCUAUAGAUUAAUCUCCCCGAAUGCCAAUGUCCACGUCAGUAGCAUUAGCUCUUUGAUACAUAAAUUUGGGUCAACCACCAUAGGCGCAACAUCGUAUGGCUCAAAACUUGUGCCAAGAAGUAUAAGAUCAAGUAGAAUUUUGGCUUCAUGGCCUGAUAAUCAUGGUGGUGUGAACAAAGAAAUUUUUUCUCUUACUCCAAGAGUUGUACAAUUUUAUUUUAAACAUACGAUAGAAAUGGAUGGCAAAAACGUUAUGCAUAUAUUUGCAUAUGUGAAAUGGCACAAACCAGCAAAUGACAUAAAUGAAAUUGGAAAUCCUGCUCAG